AUGAAAUCGAAUAUAAGAAAUAAACGCGUUAAGAAGAAUCUGCGGGUCAGGUUCCUACUCGAUCCGUCAACGGACAGGUCAAUACAUGUCGGAUAUGAUAAAGGUGGAUAUGAUAAUAAGCGUCGGGCAGUAAAUACGUCUGUAUACACCCAUGCUCCCGCUGCAUACUCGACGACGCGUUCAAGAUGCUACAUAUGCGACAGUUAUAGGCGCGGAACUAGCAGUGCAGGAUCACUGAGCAGCAGUUCACAGUCACACAAACGGAGUGCAGGAUCAUCCAUCGGUGGCAGUCUGGGCAAUCACAGCAAUCACAACAGCUUUUACAGCCAUAUCAACAAUAGUGCAGGAUCACUCAACAGAAUACCACCAUACUACGAUUACUACACUGGCAUCGUCUCGAGUCUGACACCGCAGAUGCACGUAUACUAUUGCUAG
Wallemia ichthyophaga EXF-994 is the source of this 435-nucleotide messenger RNA. RefSeq lists its product as uncharacterized. Lineage: Eukaryota; Fungi; Basidiomycota; Wallemiomycetes; Wallemiales; Wallemiaceae. The coding region runs from base 1 to 435 and encodes 144 amino acids. The record is from RefSeq and is a predicted model, not a curated record. The transcript has 2 exons.